AUGGCGUCCCUGUCCGAAGGCAACACGGCGGAGACGGUGGCCGACAGGGCUAAGGAGCAGUACGACUCGGAGAAGAUGAUGACGUUCUAUCAGCUCGUCAUGGGCGGAGGCGGCUACGAUAUCCACUACGGGAUCUACCGGGAGGAGGGCUGGGGCGUUCAGGAGGCCUCGAGGGCGACCACGGACUUCAUGAUGAGUCUGAUGGAUUGGAUGCGACCACUUGGGGAGGAUUCCAAGGUCCUGGACAUCGGGUCCGGUCACGGGGGUGCCAUGCACGCCAUGGUGCAGAAAUACGGGUGCCACGUGCACGGGCACAACCUGUCGGAAGAACAGAACCGCUUCAACAUGGAGGAGUGCAAGCGGCUGGGAAUCCUGGAAAAGGUGUCCACAUCCGUGGGGAACGUCAAUGACGGAUUGCCGGCGGACUGGGAGGGCGCCUACGACUUCGUGCACAGCUGCGAGGUGUUCUGUCAUGUGGCCGACAAGGCCCAUCUACUCAAGGAGGUCUGCAGGGUGCUGAAGCCAGGAGGGAUCCUUGUCUUCUCUGACAUCAUGGGAGCAGACGACGCCAGCGAAGAGCUUCUGAAGCCAUUCACAGAUCACAACGCCACCCUGAAAAUGGGGCGGCCCAAGGCGUACAUCGAACAACUGAAGGAGUCUGGGCUGGUGUAUGUUGCCUGGGUUGACAUGUCCCACCACCUCAAGAAGUUCUUCCUUCAGAUGGUGGAGCAGAUAGACAAGCACACGGACGCCCUCUUGUCCACAGGGUCCACGACGGAGUACUUGAACAACUGGAAAUCGGGCCUCACCAACAGGGCUGACAAGCAUGCUGCAUUUGCGUGGGGAUUCUUUUGCGCCCGAAAACCAUGA
Ostreobium quekettii is the source of this 870-nucleotide messenger RNA. The record is from the annotation of a GenBank genome assembly. Lineage: Eukaryota; Viridiplantae; Chlorophyta; Ulvophyceae; Bryopsidales; Ostreobiaceae.